UCUGAGUUGCUCAGUUCAGUGGUUGUUGUUGUUAUUGUUAGUUAGUUUAGUUUACGUUUAAGUUAUUUAAGUUACCUAUUCGAAUUAUUUUAUCCUUUAAUAAUUACAUUGGUACAGGCCUACGAUUUGAUGAUGAGCCCAGUUAAGAAACUGAACCUUUUUAUUUAUCAAUAGGAACUUUACUUAACUUCCGAAGAUUUGAUUAGUUUUGUUUGGUAAAUUUAAUUGGAUAAAGGACUGAUAUAUAUUUUUCUACCUAUAUUAAGCCUAAAUAGUCUACUUAUAUCCUUGAAAAUGUCAGUUAACUCUGAAAGUGUGGAUGGUGAUGAAAAAGUACCAAAAGCCAAUGUUAUCAACUCAAGACUAAAUAAGCUGUUUGAUUCUCGUUUUGAAAAUGAUAAGGAAACUUUGGAUGCAUUAAAAGAACUCUCUGUGUUUUUUACUGAAAAUACUAUGCAAACUCGAAGAAGCCUAAGGAGUAAAAUAGAGAAAAGAAGUCUAAGUAUCAAUGAGGACUUUUUAUCAGCAUUUAGAAAAGUCAAAGAGGCUCUUGACAAUAUCUAUCUUGAUGUCACUGAUAUGAAUAAAGCGGUAGAAACUAUGACGGCCCAGCUUCAGGCCACCAAAGCUCAGACACACCAGCUCAUAGAGCACACCACUAAACUUCAGGCUGAGGGCCAAAAACUGACAAUGCAGCAAGAGGUGGCUCAAUCAUUUUUGAAGAGUUUCCAACUGACACCUGCCGAGUUGUCAGCCCUGCGAGAGGCCAACAUUACUGAAGAGUUUUUUGCCGCAUUGGACAGAGUUCAAACAAUCCAUGCCAAUUGUCGCACACUAAUGCAGUCAGGACAUCAAACAUCAGCUUUGGACAUCAUGGAUCAAAUGGCUAUGUAUCAGGAGACGGCUUUGGAAAGACUGUACCGCUGGGCCCAGACACAUUGUCGUAACAUCGAGGCUCCAGGAAUCAACCAACUGCUGAACCAGGCCAUGGCCAAACUCCAGGACCGACCUGUGCUAUUCAAGUAUGUGCUGACAGAGUACUGCACAUGUAGAAGAGCUGUCCUCGUACAUUUGUUCAUUGAUGCCCUGACCAAGGGAGGACCCGGUGGAACGCCCAAGCCCAUCGAGGCACACGCUCAUGACGCCAAGCGCUACGUGGGCGACAUGCUGGCCUGGCUACAUCAGGCUAUACCAGGCGAGAGAGACAACUUACUGACUCUGCUGAAAAACUGUGACACCAAGACUGAUGUCAGUGAGGAAGUACAGCAAGCUUUGUCUAACAUAUCUGAGGGUGUCUGUCAUCCUCUGCAAGUAAGAGUAGAUCAGAUCCUUGCUACAGAUACAUCUGUUGUAUCCUUAUAUCAUGUAUCCAAUUUGCUGCGGUUUUAUUUGCAGACGUUCAACCAGGUGGUACCUGGGAGCAGCCUGGAGGCAACACUCUCCGAGCUCCACUCAAACAGUGAGAAGGCUUUCUUGUCCACACUUCAAUCUCAGGUUAAGCAGCAACUCCUUGAGAAGGUGGACGCUCCUCCCCCUGACUUGUCACCUUCUCCUGGUAUUCCACCACUGCUCACACUCCUCAAGGAGAUCAUCUCCAUCGCUAGUGUAGCAGAAGGAAGACAAGAUGAUAUAAACAAGGUAGUUUCUUGUGUGAUGGACCCACUGCUCCAAGCCAUCACACUGAGUGCCUCAAGGCUUGCAGCUACUGUCAUGACAGUCUACUUUAUCCUUGCUCAUUUUCAGGUAGUUUCUUGUGUGAUGGACCCACUGCUCCAAGCCAUCACUCUGAGUGCCUCAAGGCUUGCAGCUACUGACAUGGCUGUCUACCUUCUUAAUUGCCUACACCUCAUGACUACUACUCUGGCACUUUAUGAGUUUAUGGAUGAAAGGCUUGAACGACUUAAGGCGCAGUCUGAUGCACAGCUAGACACCUUGACCUCAGAACAGGCUUCCUCUCUAGUGGCCAACCUCAACCUGGGACCCAUCUACACAAUCCUCCAGGAGCAAGGCAAGGGACCUUUGUCACAGGUGCCUGGCAUGGAGCCGGCAAACCUCAACAACUUCUUGGGUAAGCUGGAGAGUCUGCUGAAUGUACCAGACAUGUUCAGUUUGCCUCAGAUGGAAUGUUUGCUCAGUAACGCUCAUCGCUCGGUUGUUCAGCGUCGAGCAACCCAAGUCAUCACAGCCAUCUACACUCAGCUGUACAACGCAGUUCACAAUCCUGACAAUCUGUACGCCAACCCUUCCCAGCUCAUGUCUCGCACCCCUGAGCAAGUGACGGCUGCUCUACUCGGCUCAUAGCAUAAAAAGAUUGUCACUGUUAUAUAAGUUAUUUGCGAGUUAUCAAGAGCCCUAACAAUUUUUCCAAUGCAAAUGAAGGUGAUAUAAAGGAUAAAUUGUCAAUGUAUUUGCCAAACAUAAUACAUCGACGCUAAAACUAAAUUUAACGAUGCAGCGGCAGCCCAUCUGUUGCACAUGAAAAAAGGGGGUAAAAUAACACUCAACAUUGUUGUUUCCGUCAAUAUUCAUCCUCAUCGAUAUUCCUACCUCAUUUGCAUAGGAGAAAUUUUAAAAGUGGCCCUCUUGAAAAGACCAAUUUUUGUCUCUAGUUUGUUUUUGUUCAAGGCGAGAUUAUGUGAUUUAACCGAACAUUGCAGUCAUUUUCCAUCAAAAUUAGUAAAAACAAAGUUUUCACUUAGCUUCAGCAUCUGGAAUCUGAUCCUGUCCUCUGGUGAGUACCUAAAAUAUGACAAACCCAGCCAAAGCUAGAAAAUCAUAAAUUUAAAACCGCAUAGAGGCGAUUGUUGUAUAGCAAGGCAAAACAAGAAAUACAAUAUCCUGAGAUGAAACCAUAACAAGAUGGCAGCUCAAGCAAGACACAAGGUUUAGCUAGGUUUGUGUACUAAAUUUCUUGUCAUGUUAUAGGGACUUUCUCAUCCGAGGACAGUGAUUAGUUUGCAGAUCCUGAACUGUUGUGUAUACUUACUAACAAUGAUAUAAACUGUUGUGUUGUUUAAGAAAAAAAAAACAUUUAAGCUCCAUCUUCAUGAGUAGGCUUUCGCGGCCGGUGUCAUUGAAAUCCAUGGUGAUGGUUUUCGGUGUCAACCGCGUCGUCAAUUGCAUUUAUUUUUUUAAAUACAACUGACGAAGCGGUUGAUGCCGAAAACCAUCACCAUGGAUUUCAAUUUAAGCUUCAUGUUACAUUAAGUAAAAAGAAAUGGAUACGCAUCUAAUUCACAUAAGAAAAUAGUUCCAGACAGUUGACAGCAUUUAAAAAGUGUUCCAAGACAAUUAGAUUCAUGAUUCGCCCACUUGGAGUGAGUGAAUAUCUAGUCCAUUGUGCUGCAAACUUUUUGUCAGCUACUAACUGCCUGGGCCUAGGGCUAGGUGAGUCAGUAGUAUAUCCAGUCCUUCAUCAAUGUGUAAGAAUUGUGUUUGCUUGUUGAAUGUUUGAUUGAAAUAAUAUCCAUAUUCAAUCUGUAGUUAUAUACAGUUGUUGCCACGGGCAUCCAUCAAUAUGGAGCCCCCUCCCAAUUAUUAGACCCCACCAACAAUAAAAGUUAAAUAAUAAAAAAUAAGGAAGAGGCAAGAGAUAGAGAAAGAAUGGAGGU
Molecule: messenger RNA, 3611 nt
Organism: Macrosteles quadrilineatus (aster leafhopper)
Lineage: Eukaryota; Metazoa; Arthropoda; Insecta; Hemiptera; Cicadellidae
Product: conserved oligomeric Golgi complex subunit 6-like
Exons: 12
Coding region: 295-2301 (668 amino acids)
Biological process (GO): intra-Golgi vesicle-mediated transport
Cellular component (GO): COG complex
Source: RefSeq, a predicted model, not a curated record